CGCGCAUGCAAACACACGGCAGGGGCAAAGCUCUGGCAUGUGCUGGCCCUUCCACGUCGUCGGAGGCCAUCGAUGCCUUUGAACAUGGCUUGGGGCUGAGUAUCCGAGGCUUCAAGAAAGCGUGUGCAUUUGCCCAAAAAGAUGCUGCCUUGCACCUGGACAACGUCCGCACUGCAUUUGGCACGGCCUGUACGGUUCCCGACGACUUCGUGCCCCCCUUCGACAACAAUAACGCCCUCCUCCACGACACCACCAAUCCUAACCUUACAUACCUCCACGAGAGAUGCCCCAAGCCAGCAAAGCAGAGACCCCAGUCUGCGGCCCCACGACGAAGCGGCGGCACUCAACCGAAACCGAAGUCGCUUCCCGUGGAUUUUGUGUACGACAUAGACAUCCGCAAACAACUGAGGACUGCCAUCGACGCCGAGCGAAGGGAUCUGCUCCGAGCCACCCAAGCCAGAGAAGCGCUGUUACGUGAUGCGAACCAGUGGCUACCGAAUUCCCGACCAGACAAGAAGGCCCUCAAGCAGGAAAACGUGGCGUGGUCAACGCCGAGGCGCCACAAGCCACAGCCUUGGGAGAGGAAACAAGUCCCCCCAGUCGGUGUGGCCAUGGAGCUCAAGCAGCACGAUGAAGUUGUGUGGAGUGCAGCAGCACCAACCACUUCCAAGAAAGCUCGCCCCAAGUCUGCUGUGAAUCGACGCAAUCCUGUAGCGGAGAACGUGCAUUUUGCAUCGUGGCAAACGACAAGCUAUCAUCAAGAUGUGGACAAGCUGAAUGGCAGGCGGCAACAUAGGCGGACAAGUCAAGCGUAAUAGAGCGUCGAGUCUAUUUGGUGGAGGCCGUUCGCAAAGGCGGCGCAACAAGGAUGAUGACGUCCCCACGCACAAACAGCAUCUCGACUUGACGCUUCGCCUGAUUCACGAUCUCUUCGUACGUUUCCUCGUCAAUUUCGACACUCGUCACAGUCUCUUCAACGUCACUCAGCACCAUGUUCAAAUGCUGGUCGUAUGCCUGCAGCUUUCCCCGCAGCUCUCGGUCGCCUCGACACUUGACGUAAAUGACUUCAUCCAGACUCAGCUUGAUCAAGUCCAACGGUUCCGUGAUUGUCGCCAUGGUGCUCGCCAGCGGAGUUAGGUGGAGGCGCUGAAAAAUUGGGGCUCCUCUUGGGGGUUCAGAAGGAUGCGAUUUUAUUGGACAAAAU
Molecule: messenger RNA, 1204 nt
Organism: Aphanomyces invadans
Lineage: Eukaryota; Oomycota; Saprolegniomycetes; Saprolegniales; Verrucalvaceae
Exons: 3
Coding region: 6-815 (269 amino acids)
Source: RefSeq, a predicted model, not a curated record